Messenger RNA from Phyllostomus hastatus (greater spear-nosed bat), 2417 nucleotides. Its product is annotated as sulfotransferase 1B1-like. Gene Ontology annotation, cellular component: cytoplasm. Gene Ontology annotation, molecular function: sulfotransferase activity. Gene Ontology annotation, biological process: sulfation. Lineage: Eukaryota; Metazoa; Chordata; Mammalia; Chiroptera; Phyllostomidae. The record is from RefSeq and is a predicted model, not a curated record.
AGGACUCCCUAGCCCUACACUUCCUGGACUACUACCAGCUUCCAGGAUUCCUUUUAACAGCUGCACUACUGCUGACAGAGAAAACCAAAAGGGGGGGUUAAACUCUGGACUGUCCUGAAGUGUGCCAGGAUGAUCUUCUCAUGAAACAUUGAGCCUCAUGAGGGAAAAAGGGAUCCACUUCAAAUCCUCACUUCUCACAUUUUCCCUCCACCCCUCCCUACAAACAAGAUUCAAUUGUCAGUAAUUAUUCUAUUAAGAAUUUGUACAAUCUUGUAUAAAAAAUGGCCUCCCCAAAAGACAUCCUGAGAAAAAGUUUGAAGAUGGUCCAUGGCUGUCCUAUGAUCUAUGCUUUUGCAAACAACUGGGAAGAGGUUGAACAGUUCCGAAGCAGGCCUGAUGACAUUGUGAUAGUCACUUACCCCCAAACAGGAACCACUUGGGUAAGUGAAAUUGUGGACAUGGUUUUAAAUGAUGGAGAUGUCGAAAAAUCUAAGCGAGAUUUUAUAACUGCUAAAGUUCCAAUGUUGGAAAUGGCUGUUCCUGGAUUGAGAACUUCAGGUAUAGAACAAUUGGAGAAAAAUCCAUCUCCUCGUCUUGUGAAGACACAUCUACCAAUUGAUCUUCUUCCUAAGUCUUUCUGGGAGAACAACUGCAAGAUGAUUUAUAUGGCUCGAAAUGCCAAGGAUGUUGCAGUUUCAUAUUACCAUUUUGACUUAAUGAAUAAUUUGCACCCUCCACCCGUUACCUGGGAAAAGUAUCUGGAGAAUUUCAUGGCUGGAAAUGUGGCCUAUGGCUCCUGGUUUAAUCAUGUUAAGAGCUGGUGGAAGAAAACAGAAGAACACCCAAUACUUUUCUUACACUAUGAAGAUAUGAAAGAGAAUCCAAAGCAAGAAAUCAAGAAGAUUGCUACAUUUCUAGAGAAAAACUUAAAUGAUGAGAUCCUGGAUAAGAUCGUCCAUCACACCUCAUUUGGAAUGAUGAAGGAUAACCCUCUGGUGAAUUAUACACAUAUCCCAAAUACAGUGAUGGAUCACAGCAAAUCUCCUUUUAUGCGCAAAGGCAUUGCAGGUGACUGGAAGAAUCACUUCACAGUGGCCCAAAAUGAGAAAUUCGAUGCCAUCUAUGGGAAGGAAAUGUCUGGAAGUACAAUGAAGUUCCGCAUGGACUUCUAAAGAACCUCAACUGCGAUUCUGAAAGAACCAGCCUAUAAUUGUUGACACAGGGCAGUUAUGACCUGACAUGGGCAAUCAAAUGGGUUUUUAAAGAAGCAAACAUACUUUUAAAACUUUGAUCUUUCAGUGUCAUUGAUCAGUUCCCAGUUUUGCUCCUGACUCUGAAUUUCCACAUUCUGCAAAGUUAAGGCCAAUCAUUACCUUUUUGUAAACUGUCUGUGCCUUUUUGUAGACUAGUAUUUCUGAGAAAGUAUUUACCCUACCCAAUUUCCAUAUACUUUGGCUGAAAAUUAAGGUUUUUUCUCCCUGUUACCAUGGCCCAAGAAAUUUACACAAUGACACUGUAUUUCCUAGAUCUGCCCCAAUUUCUCUUUGCUCCAUAUUUGAUUCUGGACACUCUGUUCCACUGCUGUCUCUGGGUUUCAAGUUGUUCCCUGAGUUAUAAUUCAUGUUCUUGCAAACUCUCUAUUGUGAUAACAUGGUUCAUGUCUCAAGUCAUGUGGUUCAGACUUUGGAACUGUUUUUAUCCCUAGUCUGAAUAUCCAAAUUUCUAAUUUCUGAAUUUCCAAAGGUGAAAGGCCUACAUGAGUCUCCUUUGUACUCCUCUUCUCUGGCAACAGGAGCUCUACCCUGAGAGCCUGACUGAGGACUAGAACCUGUUUCCUGGGGACAGUACCUCCCACAUCCAACCAGGGUGUUAUGAACUGCUGAGAAUUGCCUAGUGUUGUGCACUGGUCUCCACUUGGGGAUGUCAGUUUAUUUCUUCUUGGUUCCAGUUCCCUGGGCCCUUACUUGUUCCGGAGAUGAGUUCUGACACAUGACCAACACCCUGAGUCACAACUGAGAUGGCUACAAUAACUUGGGUUACAUUUUUGUUCCUGAGGUGAACCUAUGCUGUAGGCCUCUGCAUGUGGAAUAGCUCCUCAAAGCUUGUAACUCGUCUUUCCCAGUGCCAGUGGAGGACUGAUCCAAUGCCAAGUGCAAACUUCCUAAGAGUGAUAUGUCUGUGAUUCUGGAGAUGGUUGAGCCUUAUUAUCUAUCAUUUGCAUUAUAAAUUACUUCAGGGGAUGAAAUUUGUGUUUAUGUUUCUUAGACACAUGUUUAGUAGUAGUUAACCUUGAAUAGCUCAGGGUAUUGUGAAUCAGUUCUAACUUUCUAGAACACUCUUGCGAACAAGGAGGUAAAGCCAAUCAUGUAUCCACUUGAUUCAUUAUCUUUCUUAAUAAUAAAUUAAUGUGGUGCAAA